Messenger RNA from Aphis gossypii (cotton aphid), 3509 nucleotides. It is a transcript of the gene MED24, whose product is annotated as mediator of RNA polymerase II transcription subunit 24. Gene Ontology annotation, molecular function: transcription coregulator activity. The transcript has 20 exons. The record is from RefSeq and is a predicted model, not a curated record. Gene Ontology annotation, cellular component: mediator complex. The coding region runs from base 372 to 3275 and encodes 967 amino acids. NCBI's taxonomy places the organism in Eukaryota, Metazoa, Arthropoda, Insecta, Hemiptera, Aphididae.
UCGUUUGUUUACGUUUCGCAGUCGGCGUAAGGAUAAUCUGUCUUUUAAUAGUGUUUGCCGUUUAACUUUACUUUUUUGACGUUUAUUUUUAUAAUAAUAUUUAAUCACUAAAGUAGUAAAUAAUAAUUUCUAACCAAAUACUCUGUUUACAUUAACGAUCAAGCUACUUUCGUUUGAUGUAAAAUUAAAUUGUGAACCAAAUCGCCCAUUAUUUGGAAUACAUUUAUUAAAGAUUACAACUACAGCCAUAAAAAGAGAGAAAUCGCCGGCAAGUAAAUUGUCCAUAACGUUUCGUUCAGUUCACCUCGCUUUAGACUGCUGUUAAAAUCGAUUGAAUUUGAAUCAAAAUGGUUGCUGAACAUUUGUCGUAAAUGGAGCCGAGCAAAGUCACAAGUAAAACCAGUAGCUUGAAAUCGUUGGUGCUGAAAGCGUGGGGUGAACGUUGGACUGAAAUUCAGUGGGGUAUUUCUAUAAAAUCGGUUCUACCCAGAGGAGUUAGCGGAGAUGUCUAUAAUUUGGCCGACAUAAUAUUAUCACAAGCUCUAGUUGGUUCUUAUCCCAAUGAACUUGUACUUUCUUAUUUAAGACAUUCACUAAACUGCCAACUUGUUUCUUAUGCAGCCAUUCUUCAGCGCAUUAGUAAAUAUGAUAAAUUUCAAAAAAGAUCAUGUGUUAUUAUUUUACUUGAUUUCCUUGAAUCUACACUUCAUGGCAUAACAUGUCGAGGGAAACCAGAAGAAAGUGUAUUAGCUAUAGCAUUAUUAUCGUUAGUUGAUUGGCUGUUAACAUGUGUUCGUAGUGGACAUGUACCUAAAGAUGGUACCACCAAUCGUCUUGAAGAUCGUAUUGCAAACAAAUCUAUUCAAAUUUUAGAAUCUCUUUUAAACAAUGAUUUUAUAUUUGCUAUGCUUUAUUUGGCUAAGCAUGAUGAUGCUGAACUGUACUUGGUCAUUGUGAAUAAGUGUCAAGAAAUUAGUCAAGAUGUACAAAAUUCAAUGGACACAAAUAUUCCACAUGUGCACAAUGUUUUAAUAAAAUUAUGCAAUAUUGAAUUUAAAAAUUCGACAAAACUUACAGCGAUGGAAUCAGUAACAACUUAUAAUGAACCAAUUACUUAUGUAUUACAACCAUUGUUAGCCAUUAGAGUGAUGUUAAACCCUACAACAGAGACUCAAGUAUUAGUGGACAAAUUAAAAAUGAUUCGUCAAAUUAAAGGUUACAGUAAUCCACGAUUGUACUGUGAACUUAUCCGUGCUUGUCUUAUGUGUUUACGAGAUUCUUUGAGUAAAGAAGAUCAUGGACCACAGUGGGGUGCAUUUACAUUUAUAAAACUUCCACACAUCAUAAAACAUCUCUGUGAAGACUCCAAAAGUUUCAAAGCAUCUGAAGAAGUAAUUCAAGGUUUUGAGAUGCUAUUGGAGAUGUUUCCAUUGUUAGAUUUCAUUGAUUCACAUACAGCCUGCAGCUGUAUAGAACUUUUACUCAAUGAAUUAGUGAAACUAGAUUUUGUAACUGAAAAUCAAUGCAGUUCAAUAAUUGCUAGGAGAGCUAGUGUAGUUUCAACACUUAGCAGUCCAAAUCCUCCUUCAAACGUUUUGACCAUUAUUAUGAGAACUGAGCCUACUUUACAAAGAAUGCUUAGGACCUUAGAUUCUGACUACUCUAAAAUUCAAGAAGCUUUAGUUAGUAUGCUCAGUCAAGUACUUGCUGGAAACAGUUUAGAGUUAAUCCUAGCAGCAGCAUCAGUUGAAGGGAAAUUGCGCAUGUUUGUUUCUAAAGUAAUCAAAUUUAAUGAAUUCAGCAAGCAAAUUAAUCUACAAGAUGGUGCUAAAUCUGUACACACUAAUGCAGUAUUGUUUGACAUGACAUUCUUAAUGCUUUGUUUUAUAACUCAAAAAUAUGGAUAUCAAUCAAUUUUCCUUGAUGGUGGCAACGAUACAUUUUUUGAAAAAUGGUGCCGGCAGUGUAUGGUUGAACUCGGAAAUCCCAAGUCACAUGAAACUAUGAUGGGUGAAUGUGAUCCAAGUAAAGUAGAAGCUUUGUUAACUGCAAUUGAUAACGGAGAAGAUUUAAUAAAUUGUGAUACCAGUUGGGACCAAAUCUGCAUAUCUAUAAUUGGUGCUACACACGAUGUUUUAGUUGCUUGGGAAAAUUCCACAUUGAGUAGUAAUGAUGUUAAACGUAUUUUAGAUUCAAUGCGUUCAUCAAUGUUUUGUUUGCCUAUUUGUGCAGCGGCAUGGCUCUGUUCUUAUAUGCAGGUUUUGCAUCAAGAUGCUUUACUUAAGCCAUUAAAUAUGGUACAACAGUUAUUGAAUGUUCUUCCAGAGAAUGAAGAAAGUCAAGACAACUACUAUAAAUGUCGUCAAGUAUUGAUGUGUCAAAUUAUACGUAAAAUGCAACAAGAUUUGAAUCCCCCGACAAUGCCGUCCAAACCUUCUCACAGUAUUAUUUCAAAAGACUCAAUUCUUGAACAACUUAUACCCAUUUGGGAGAGUAUUCUAGAAGUAGGUUGGUUAAAUGUAAAUGCUGCUCAAAAAUUAAAAACGACAUUAUUUACAGCUGGAUCAGAUUGGUUUGUUAAUAAUUUAAUCAAGGAAAUGAUGAAGUUACAGUAUCGCGAUGAAUUAGAAAAAGCUGUUGACUUAUUGUUUGCUAUAUUUCAUUUUGAUAUUGAGUUCUGUACCCUUGCAUUACUAGAACUGAUGCCUCAGUACCUGUUUAAUCCAGAUAUAAAUGUAGAGUUAAUUGAGCCUCAACAGACUGCACUGGCUAAAUUGUGUUCAUAUUGCAUUUACGCAUCAGUUGAAUUGCAACAAAAUAGUAUAGUAAAAAAUGAAGUUUAUAAAACAACAAACAACAUGGAUAUUGACAUUGACAAUUCAUGGCCACCAAAUAAAAUUAUGCGUUUGGAUAAUGGAGAUUGUGAUUCUAGUGGUACUGGUAUAAAUGGAAUACUUUUAAAAGCACUUGUGGCUCUUUUCCGUCGUAUUGCUGUUGUUGCUUCAAGACAUGAAACAUUGUGCAGAGAAACUCACUUUGUGUUAAGAUUACUUGAGCAACUUGUUAUGUGUGGACGAGGAUCAUCACAAAUUAUUCUCAGACAUUUGCCACCAACUCUGUUGCCAAAUUUGAUACGUUGCGUUCCAGAAUUAUUUACUGUAGAUUUGAUUUUGAAUCUAUAUGACGUGAAUUGGCCGUCUGGUCGUAAAGCUGCCACUAGUGAUUUGUGUCUAUUGCAGAAAACUCGUUGUGCAAAACAUACUGAGUAUUUGUAAGCGGAUGAUAAAUUAAAUCUAAGCGGCAUUUAGAAAAUUCAUAUGGAAUAAAUUACUAAUUUAAUACUAUUAUCAACCGAUUUAAACAAAAAAGAAGAAUGAUUAAGAUACAUUACAAAUGUUCAAUAUAAUUGUAUCCGGAUUACAACAAAUGCGUGGACUGUAUAUUAUUGAUAUUUAUUUAUUACAUAUUAUAAACUACUAGGUCAAAUAAAAAGAUUUUUUUUAUUAUAA